UGUUUUGCGUUUUUCUUCACAAAAAGAAUUAAUUCGCCCCCCCACACACGCACUGUCCACUAUAAUACCCACCCUCUCUCCACUACUCAAAUGUGUAACGCCAUUAUUUUGUAACUUGUCCAUUUUUCCACACACAGAGAGAAAGAGGAAAAGAAAAUGGUUUCUUUAUCGAGUCUGUUUGUGUCCAUCUUAUGUCUGCUCACCGUUUCAUCUCCGGCUGAAGCUUCCUUCAGUUGCACCUCACCCGGAACUUGUGACGCCAUUAUUGACUAUACCUUACCCAACGCCACUACCUUUAACGCCGUCAAGAAACUCUUCAACGUAAAGAACCUCCGUUCCCUUCUGGGCGUCAACAAUCUCCCUGUCAAUACCCCUGCGGAUGAGAAAUUACCCGCCAAUCAAACCAUCAAAAUCCCCUUUCCUUGUCUCUGUAGAAACGGUACCGGAAUAGCCAACAAACGCCCCAUUUACACCGUCGUCGCCGGCGACUUCCUAUCGCACAUAGUUACCGACAUCUUCGCCGGUUUAUUCACUGUUGAGGAACUUCAAAGGGUUAACAAUAUAUCUAACCCCAAUUUGAUACAACCCGGGGAUAAAUUGUGGAUCCCACUUCCUUGCAGCUGCGACGACGUUGACGGUGAAAAAGUUGUUCAUUAUGGUCGAUUGGUGAGCAGUGGCAACAGUAUUGAGGCUAUUGCUCAGCAGUACAAUGUUUCCCAGGAAACCCUUUUGAGGUUGAAUGGUUUAGCAAGUCCCAGAGAACUUUUAGCUGGCGCUGUUCUUGACGUUCCCCUUAAAGCUUGCCAAUCAAGGGUGAGCAAUGCCUCACUGGACUAUCCCUUGCUAGUGCCAAAUGACACAUAUGUCUUCACUGCUGCCAAUUGUGUAACGUGCAAGUGUGAUGCUGCCAGCAACUGGACGUUGCAAUGCCAACCAUCCCAGAUAAAGUCAUCUCUUUGGAAGACAUGCCCCUCAAUGCAGUGCCAAGGUUUAGAUAACUUGUACAUUGGGAAUGUCACAGAUUGUAAUUCCACAUCUUGUGCUUAUGCUGGUUACAGCAACCAGACCAUUUUCACCGCAAACACUCAGUUAACCUGCCCUGCCUCUGACAAUAGCGCUUUCGGAAUGAGGCCAGGGACAUGGAUAUGGAAUGUCAUCCUCGUUGCUGUCUCCUCCAUGGUUAUAGUUUUUUAGGUUUACAAGUAGUCAUCCACGAACAUGAUGAUUUCUUUCUUUUCCCACUUGUUUCCAGAUGAUACUCCAUUUCUUUUGGUGAAUGCAAUUUGUCUGUUUGAUUUCUCAUCUA
Molecule: messenger RNA, 1306 nt
Organism: Solanum pennellii
Lineage: Eukaryota; Viridiplantae; Streptophyta; Magnoliopsida; Solanales; Solanaceae
Product: lysM domain-containing GPI-anchored protein 2
Exons: 4
Coding region: 157-1194 (345 amino acids)
Source: RefSeq, a predicted model, not a curated record